This is a messenger RNA of Durusdinium trenchii, 387 nucleotides long. The record is from the annotation of a GenBank genome assembly. Lineage: Eukaryota; Dinophyceae; Suessiales; Symbiodiniaceae.
AUGGCUUUUGCAGGGAGCAUCCAAGAUCGCUUGCGUGGCCGGGACGAGGUGAAGAGAUAUAGAGGAUAUCCAGUCAAUGUCUCCGGCCACGUGGAGAAGCUGCAAGACUAUUCCCAUUCCUGCCAUCAUUUGGGAGAGAUCAAGGAGCAGCAAAGGCGCAUCGAGGCCUUGGAAGAGAAGCUCCGACGCUCGGACGAGGCCAAGCUCCAGAUGAAGACGGAGAUUGAUCUUCUCAAGGACCAGCUGCAGGAGAAGGAGUUCGUGCAGAAGCGCAAUGAAACGAUUAUCGAGUCCCAAAAGCAACUCGCUGUGGGCUAUGCUUGCCAUCGCACAGCUUCAAUUGGCACUGGGGAAUUCCCAACGAGCCGUCGAGAGCAUUUUCAAUGA